Molecule: messenger RNA, 2307 nt
Organism: Acanthamoeba castellanii str. Neff
Lineage: Eukaryota; Discosea; Longamoebia; Acanthamoebidae
Product: glycosyltransferase domain containing protein
Exons: 11
Coding region: 1-2307 (768 amino acids)
Biological process (GO): carbohydrate metabolic process
Molecular function (GO): hexosyltransferase activity; UDP-glycosyltransferase activity
Source: RefSeq, a predicted model, not a curated record
AUGAGCAGUCACGAACAGCAGGAGGGGCCAGCUGGCGGCACGCCGCGGGAAGAUAUGAGUGAAGAAGUAGAGAACGUGGAGGGAAUGGAGGUGGAGGCAGAGGCAGAGUCAGAGGAGCCAACUGGAGGGCAGGGCGAGGAAGAGGUCGGAGAAGAAGCAGAUGAGCAGCACGAAGUGGAACCAGAGGCCGAGAACAAGGAAGAAGUAGUAGUAGAAGAAGCAAAGGAGGAGGAGAAAGUCGAAGAAGCAAAGGAAGAGCAGGAUACUGCAAGUCACGGCGAGGUGAAGGGUGAGAGCAGCUCGGAGCCGGAGGUUGUGGAGAGCCAGCACCACGAAGAAGCGCCUACCGCCGUGUUCUCAGCUGAAGCCAACGGCGCUGACGGGCAAACGCCCGCGGCGAUGGAAGCCCCGGCCAACGUCAACCCGCUCUUCGGCAACCGUCGGCUCGAGGGGCUCAUCGCCAAGCGCCCCAAGGCCGAAGAGCUCCAACAGAAGGGCCUUCUUAACCCUCAAGUAGUCAAGUCGCGGGACAGGAGCAUGACCAUUGAGGCGCUCAACUUCUUCUUCGGCGGCAGGGCCGUGCGCGCAGUGUCUGCCCGGGCGUCCGGACUGGCCCAGGACAACAACGGCGCAGGCUUUGCCGGCGCAGCUGCUGCCGCUGCCGCUGCCGCCUCGGCCUCUUCCUCCGAGGUCGUGGACGAGCAUCCGCUGGGCGAGGAAAGCAGCCCGGCGCCCGCUGCAGACAGAAACAGCAAAGACAAGGAGAAGAUGGUCGAUGAUAACCAACGCGAGGCGGAAGUGGCCGAGAUCAAGCCCCUGCGCGGGAGCGACAACAGUGGCCGGAAGAGGCUUCUCAUCGUCGUGCAGGGCACGCGUGACGACAUCCAACCCCAUAUCGCCCUAGCGGUUGGCAUGAUCGCUGCGGGAUGGGACGUGGCGAUGGCCACCCACGAGGUCUUCUCUUCGCUGGUUCAGGAGCGAAGCCAACACAUCCGCCUCUACCCGCUCAAGGGCGAUCCCGCGUCAAUCGCCAGCUCCCCUCAAUUCAUGAAAUCCUUCUACGACGGAGGUCUGCUGGGCCAGGCGCGGGUGUUGUUCGACGAAUCGAAGAAGUUUGCGGUGCCCAACUUCAAGCUGACAUGGGAGGCCGCCGCGCAGUUCGAGCCGGGUCUCAUCCUGGCCGGCAUCGCCAGCCUCUCCGAGUCGCUGGCCGUGGGCCAGAAGCUGCGGGUGCCCGUUGUGGCCGGCUGCACCGUGCCCUUCUACCCCACCUACCGGUGGUUACCCGUGGUCAGCCUUGCCAAGCCGCUCCCGCUCGGCCUCUUCAACUCGCUGGUCCACUGGGCCUCGUUCAAGGGCCUGUGGGCGUUCCUCCAGGAACCGAUCAACGCCUUCCGGGCCGAGCUCGACCUGCCCCCGCAGCCCCAUUACUACGUCGACGCCGCGCCCCUGCUGUGCCUCUUCAGCGAGGCCGUGGUGCCGCGUCCCUCGGACUGGCCGACCGAUCUACUCGAGAUUACCGGCUACUGCAACGUGCCCGGGGCCGUCGCAUACGAGCCGUCGCAGGAGCUCGAAACAUUUUUGAAUGACGGAGCGCCGCCCAUCUACAUGGGCUUCGGUCUGGUGCCGCUCAAGAACGCUGCCAAGCUGGCGCUGGACUUUUGCGUGGUGCUGGCCAGGCUCAGACGGCGCGGCGUGGUGCAGAUGUACUGGCCGGAGGACCAGGCGAGUGUCGCCGAGGCCCUCUCGAAACACGAGCACGUGAUGCUUCUCCCGCCCGACAUGCCCCAUGAAUGGCUCUUCCCGCGCUGCUCCGUCCGCUACGUGACUGCUGCUGCCUUGCGGGCCGGCGUGCCGAGCGUCAUCUACCCGCUCUUCAUGGAUCAGCCUUUCUGGGCCAGCCGCGCUGCGACGUUGGGCGUCGGCCCGCCCCAGGUGAUCCCCUUGAAGGAGCUCUCACGCACCAACCUCCAAUCCCAGAUCAUGUCCGUUUCCGACGAAGUGGUGCUCAAGCGAGCGCGAGAGCUGGCCGACACCCUGAGAGAGGAGGUGGACGGUGUGGCCAACGCAGUGGCCUGGCUCGAGCGGUACGUCGACUCGGCCAUCCACCCGCACAACUACGCCGCCCACAAGCCCUGGGGACAAGAGGGCCGCUUUGUCUGGCUGCCCGAUGACCUGCGCGGUCUGCUCAACCAUCCGCGGACUGAGUCGAAGCUCGUGUGCCACCAGUGCAACCCCUACGCCGCCAGACCCACCGUCACCGCCACCGCCACCACUGCCUCCGCCUCCGACGCUGGCAACGAGUGA